Molecule: messenger RNA, 2768 nt
Organism: Carassius carassius (crucian carp)
Lineage: Eukaryota; Metazoa; Chordata; Actinopteri; Cypriniformes; Cyprinidae
Exons: 4
Coding region: 1674-2753 (359 amino acids)
Source: RefSeq, a predicted model, not a curated record
UAAACUUCAUGAUUCAUUCAACUACAGUUUUAGGUUCUCCUUUCAUUCCUACGUCAUUUUUCGAUACAUUUGUCUGUGAUCACUCUGCAUGUACUUAUGAAGGUUGUCUCAAAGAUAAGAUAAACAGUUUGAUAGAAUGAUAGAGAGAGAAGGGGAAAAAAGUCCAAACCACUCUGCUGCUUUCCCCCUCCUCUGUUCAGUCUUUCACACAUCUGACAGAAAACUAGAAAAACAACCUCCACACUCCUCUUUCCAUCAAUUAUAUCCUAUGUUGUUUCUGUCCCCCCUUAACCCGCUCACCAUUCUUCAGUAUUAUCUGAUCGCGUAUAGCUUUUGGGUAUGCAAUAUUGAUUUAAGAUUGAACAUUUCAUGGAACAAAGCUGGUAUUUAAAGUACUAAAUUCUCACACUCUGGGUUCUAGAAUGUAUAAACUUGCACAAAGUUGAUUUUAAAAGGCAAAUGCUAAAAAAGUAGGGCAGCGAGAGUGAUAAAUCUACAUUUCUCUGGUCUAGGAAUACAUCUUCUCUUGGUAUAUCGUCUUACACCUUUAUUCUUUCACCCACAUUAUGCUAAUGGUGAGGUUUGUGUAGGUGAUUUCUGCAGGUACAUUCAUACUGUACUCACCACUGAAUUAACAACGCCCUCAUCAGCCAAACCUACAAACUGUGCGGGGGCCGUCCAGAUUCACAGUCUCUCAAAGUUUAAUGCCUCUGACCGAGAUACGACACAGAGAGACAGAGUGGGUGGACCUAUAGUAUAGACCUGUCAUUCAAAAUAAAAAUGCAUGGUUAUGCUGAACUGCUGUUACCUAAGAAUUAACAGUUAAAAUGAUGAGAAAAAGAAAGAAAAGAGAGGGAAACACUACGUGUGGGUGGAAAAAGGGGUGUAGAGAAAAUGUAUGCGGAAUGGAAACGAUUUUAUAUUGUGGGUAUAAGAGGGAUACACUUGCAGAAAGAGAGCGAGAGAGCGGAGGCGGGGUGUACGGAGGUUUCCCUUGUCCACUUCCUGUUCUGUCGUUGUUUCGUGGUCAACUUCCCGUCACAUGAUUUUGAGCAACAACAGAUUCUCACUGGCGUAAACACAGUUCACCCACGCAAACACAUGCACAGAAAAAAAAUAAUAAAUCACACAUUAACACACACAUAUAUGCAUGCACAAAAUCUCAAAGUUCAUAAUUUAACACACCACAUAACAUUAACAAAAACACAGCCGUUCAAACACAUACAAAUACAAAAUAAUGCACAAACUUGUUCUUGUGACUGACACACACACGCACACGACAGGAAGCUUUGCUCUCACUAAUGUCAUAUACACUUACACGCACACCCACGCCUUACCUGCCAGUUUGACGACUCUUACGUUCUUUACACUCAAGUCACUAACCACAACAGAUGCGAAUCUCAAGAUAACACUCUGAGCCGCAAGCACAAUAAGCCCAAAAAGUCUCAUAACUUGCCAGCAUCUUUGAAGACAACACACUUUCAUCCUAGAGCUUUUGUUAAUUGUUAAAAAAAUCUGUUAGUCCGGAUUCAGCCCUGUUUGCUCUAUCGUCUGUCUGUUUACCAUGAAUGAGACCCUCUUUGGACCGAGAGAAGAUGUUGAUCAAUGGGAGACUUUUUCAGAUGCUAUGAGCGUCUUUUAACUCGAGGGUGCAGCCAUUUGCAAAACGCCACAUGGCUGACCAUACAUCUCCCGAGCCUGAGUCGCUGUCCUUCACUCCCAUGUUUCGCCCUCAGACAGAAGGACAAAGGUCAAGCCACGACCUUUACCAACAAGGAUCAAUGAGUGGCCUCGGCCAGUUUGAGGUCCCGUGUGAAGCCACGAAUGGCACCGGGAGCUCUAUGAAUGGAAUAGAUCAAUCAGCGAACGCUGCUUACUGGGGGAACACGUCCCCUGUGUCCUCUAUGGGACUGAACAGGAACAAGACACAAGCUGGAGUUUAUGAGACUGACUGGAGUUCUCACUGCCACCAACAAGAGGCAUCAGAGAGUUAUGAAAUAAUUGGGCGUCAGCAACAAAAACUGGAUUCUUUCUCCGAGGCGUUUUGCAGUCGUAGCACCUACAGAAUGCUGGGCGGAGGAGAGCAGAGCGGCUUCAACAACUCUACUCCUCCUUCACAUAACCUCUCCUUCCCUCUGGUUCUUAGCCCACCGCCAACACCCCUGCCGGCUCCAUCCUUUUCUCCUACUAAACGACCUCAACACUUGUUGCCUGGCCAGAUCUUGAGCCAAUCGCAGAUACAGACUCAGAUAGAUGGGUCGCUGCAGUUCUUUCCCUCUUUACCUUCGCCCUCCUCCGGCAGGUUCAAUCACCCCAUUUGGCUCCAGCUGCAAGCUGACGACAACAACGGCCUGGACUUAACGCAGCACCUCCCACAAGAUUCAAACUCCUCCAUGGUUUAUUCAGAGCAUGGAGGGCCUCAUCUGAAACAAAUAAACUCCCUGCAGAAAGACUGUUCACUGCAAAUGUCCCUCAACCCUUCACUGGUUCAACAUCAUCAUCCUCAGUCCUGCUUGCAGCAAGAGCUGGAUCAUGAGCCUGGGACAUCCGAAGAUCACACGACAUGGCCUCAGUUUGGGCAAUCAUCCAAUUCAUUUGGACCUUCUCUGCAUCAGUCUAGUCUCCAUGUGCAGGGGUCUGGGUCUGGAGAAGGAACAAGGUUCGGUUAUGGACUGAACUUCGGUUCCGGGUCCUCGGACAAAUCUCUGGGGUCCUCCAGCACUCAGGCAAAGACCUUUAAAUUUACCAAAUAAUUUUGUGCCAUUUAA